UGGAUGUUCUGAGCAGAAGGAACAACUGGAUGUUCUGAGCUGAUCUAGCGAAAAUGGGACAAAUAAUUUGACAUCUGAAGCUUUUCUCAAAUGGAGGAAUUUUGAACAGGAGCCAUUAACAUCCAGAAGUGGCAGCCUUUUUCUCUGUGUAUCUUGGGGCGCGGGGAGGGGGGAAUGAAUUUCACAAACUGCACAACAGAAGCCAGCGUGGCUGUCAAACUCAAAACAGUCACCGAAAAGAUGCUUGUUACCCUGACCUUGGCCUUAAUCACAAUUUUGACUAUGCUGCUGAACUCUGCUGUAAUUACAGCAAUUGGCACCACCAAGAAACUACACCAGCCUGCAAAUUACUUAAUAUGUUCACUAGCUGUGACAGAUCUGCUUGUUGCUCUUUUAGUCAUGCCCUUGAGCAUUACAUACAUAGUGAUGGAUACGUGGACUCUGGGAUACUUCAUCUGUGAGAUAUGGCUUAGCGUUGACAUGACCUGCUGCACGUGUUCAAUUCUUCAUCUUUGUGUCAUUGCACUGGAUAGAUACUGGGCAAUCACAGAUGCUAUUGAAUACGCCAGGAAAAGAACGGCAAAAAGGGCCGGGCUUAUGAUAGUCACUGUAUGGACUAUAUCCAUUUUCAUUUCGAUGCCACCUUUGUUUUGGAGAAAUCAUCACAGCGUCACUAUUCCCAGCGAGUGUCGCAUUCAACACGAUCACGUGAUCUACACUAUUUACUCCACUUUUGGGGCAUUUUAUAUCCCCUUGAUGCUAAUACUGAUCCUCUAUUACAGAAUUUACCAUGCUGCAAAGAGCCUAUACCAAAAACGGGGGUCAAGCCGCCACCUAAGCAACAGGAGCACAGACAGCCAAAAUUCUUUUGCCAGUUGUAAGCUCACGCAGACGUUCUGCGUGUCAGACUUCUCGACAUCUGACCCAACCACGGAAUUUGAUAAAAUACAUGCGUCAGUGAGAAUUCCUCCUAUUGAUAAUGACCUGGAGCUGGCUGGUGACCGUCAGCAGAUUUCCAGUACACGGGAACGAAAGGCUGCUCGCAUCCUGGGACUGAUCUUAGGGGCUUUCAUCUUGUCGUGGUUACCAUUUUUCAUUAAGGAGCUUAUUGUGGGCCUGAGUGUUCGCACGGUGUCUGCAGAAGUAGCUGACUUUUUGACAUGGCUUGGCUAUGUCAACUCCCUUAUCAACCCUCUGCUGUACACUAGUUUUAAUGACGAUUUUAAGCUGGCCUUUAAAAAGCUUAUUCGGUGUUGGGAAAAUUCUUAAAAGCACCUAAAGGCAGAUAUAACAUGACGCCCUGGCCUUAAGAAUGAGUAAAAUGAGCUGAAUUUGGCAACAUUUUGCUUGGUAAAGGGGAUUUUUGUGUUUGUCUUUAUGCUUGUCUUCUCUUUGGCCUGUAACUUGUUUUGCUGUUUUCUACCUCUCAUGUUAUUAUAGUACAUAGUUUCAAACACAUUUUAUUAUAUUGAGGCACAGAAUUCUUGGAAAAAUAAACCAAAAACCCCAGUUAUCCAUUCAUUUUUAAAAUAUCUUAUUUAAGCAACAAUUUAAAAAAUACAUAUUUAUAAAACAAAUGGUUGAUUUAACUUGCACUAUGACAUGGAGGUUUAUA
Chelonia mydas (Green sea turtle) is the source of this 1615-nucleotide messenger RNA. It is a transcript of the gene HTR1E, whose product is annotated as 5-hydroxytryptamine receptor 1E. Gene Ontology annotation, cellular component: plasma membrane; dendrite. Bases 175 to 1269 code for a protein of 364 amino acids. Gene Ontology annotation, molecular function: neurotransmitter receptor activity; G protein-coupled serotonin receptor activity. The transcript has a single exon. Gene Ontology annotation, biological process: G protein-coupled receptor signaling pathway, coupled to cyclic nucleotide second messenger; chemical synaptic transmission. NCBI's taxonomy places the organism in Eukaryota, Metazoa, Chordata, Testudines, Cheloniidae. The record is from RefSeq and is a predicted model, not a curated record.